Molecule: messenger RNA, 555 nt
Organism: Acanthaster planci (crown-of-thorns starfish)
Lineage: Eukaryota; Metazoa; Echinodermata; Asteroidea; Valvatida; Acanthasteridae
Source: RefSeq, a predicted model, not a curated record
CACAGUAUGCAAAGGGUGGUGCCGGCUGGAGUCUCCCCUCAGGAAUUACCCGCAGUGGACCUCUGUGCUGAUGACGAAAGCAUUCCUGACACUCAACCUUGCGAAAAUUAACCAGGAGCCUGAUGUGCUGGAUAUUAUCCGAGCAUUUCGCCAGGUGGUUGUCGAAGGCAGAACCUUAAAUUGCACCAAUGAAGCCACAGAUGACUACGAAGGGGAUACCUAUGAUAUCAUGAUCUCUCGAUCUGACAUAUUCAACAGCAUGGUAGACGAGUUUUCAGCCCCCACCCACAAUGCCAGACUUCCACUCAAGGUUGACUUUAUGGGGGACCGUGGUCAUGACUUAGGUGGCCCCGAAAGGAGUUCUUGCGCCUCGCCUUGGCACAAAUAUUUGAACGGCUUACAUCCGGUCCAGACUACUCCAGAGAACUUGAUUGCUCCAAUGUACCCUCCACUUUCAUAGAAAUAAUUUAAGGUAUUCUAUGUGGCAGGAAUCAUCAUUGGUAAGUUUUAAAAAAUGGAUAGAAAGGGAGUGUUGAAGAAGAUUUGACACUGAGG